Messenger RNA from Phaeodactylum tricornutum CCAP 1055/1, 2861 nucleotides. RefSeq lists its product with no specific name. Lineage: Eukaryota; Bacillariophyta; Bacillariophyceae; Surirellales; Neidiaceae. The transcript is spliced from 2 exons. The record is from RefSeq and is a predicted model, not a curated record. The coding region runs from base 2139 to 2861 and encodes 240 amino acids.
CUGGAUACUCCGGAGGACCUAGGGAUCACAGUCAACCAAUUACACUUACAUUAACGCUGCCCCAUAGGACAGAAACAACUUUGAAUCUUUGUAAAACUGUAUAUCGACGUAUAAGGAUUCGUAAGAUGAAUCAUCGACUUGUCGGCUUCGGAUGGAUGGCUGGAUGAGCGGGAGUGUGCUGACUCUACCGUACAAUGCAAUCGAAAAAGUGUACCGGGGCAGGUGUUUCAAGGGUAAAUGCGUAGAGGAAUCCGUCGGUCGUGGUGACUGAGGGCAAUCCGGUUAUCCCGUUCGCUGUUGUCUGUCAGCUUUUGACUUCUGGCCCGGUGCGAGAUCAGGGGAAAGGAGACUGAUCGAUGGGCGGCAAGGCCCAAUGCAGUCUCAUUCCUAUCUUACAGUCAGGGCAGUUGACAGAUCGUACAAAAGGUGAACUCUUCCGGGUUGUUUUGGCCCUAUAAGUUGCUGUGGCGCCACGUUGGAGGCCUUAGCUUGGAAACAGAAGCUUGCCUCGCUUGUCCGAUGGAAGGACGUGUCGUUUCAGUAUCGGGGGAAGGGGACGCAGCCGGGCUGGACUAUGUCUUUCAGGGCUUGUUCCGCUUGGCUCAAGAAGACAGCCGGAUCGACAAACGAACACGACGUACACGAUGGAUCGAGUCAUUUGUUCCGUGGAUGAUGUCAAAGUGCAGUAGGGACCAAGCGUGGAAGAGCAUUAAGGGGUAAUUUGAUCGCGAAAACAGCUGGGUGAAGGAGACGGGAAACGGCAUUUGGGGGUAAUUUGAUCGCGAAAACAUCGGGGUGAAGGAGACGGGAAACGGCAUCGGGGCUACGUCAUGUAGUCAUUGGCGAAAAUGAAGGGUGGCCUUUGAGACUCUCAAGGGCGUGCGACGAUGUCUUUUUCAAAAGAUAGGCUCUGGGCCCUAAUAAACCUUAACGGUGUAGACCAGGCUGUCACUCUAUGCUUACCGAGGCCAUGGUGGUUGGCAGGUUCCGUUGUUGACCGUGACCUUUCAGGAGAAUCCCUAAUCAGAAAAUCGUGCAAGCCAAGAGACUCUCACGCUGCGACGGAGAAUGCUCGCGAGCAAUAUUUGUACCUAGUAGUGUGAUUUGUCCAUACUUAUGAGGAGAGCAUAUGUUCAAGCAGGAGUAGGUGUACUCGACUAGUACAUGCUGUCAUUAUCCUAUUGGUGAGGAAGGUAAUUGUGGACGUCCAAUCCGCACCCUCUCCCGUUCCCAGGUAUCGCCACAGUCGUAGUGAUACUAUUCGGCAUUGCGGGCGACACACGAGUUUGACUUCUCCCCUCCAUCUGGGAUAUACGGACCAGACUGUACUCGCUCGACCCCCACAAAGAUAAUUCUUGAUUUCUGUACCACAAACACUCUCCAUCGGUUCAUUUCAAUAGCCUUCCAUAUAAGUUGACAUCGUCGCUUACAGUUACUAUUUACCACCCAACACGACCCCCGCGAACGGCAGCAUCGCGGCGGUGACAGCCCAACCGACAGGGUCGUGACAGGCUUGCAACUCGCGCGUGCAAAGAAUGUUGGUACGCAGCAGGCGUUCAGGGCCGAGACCUUCUCCAAUGGUCAUCGCGACGCAGAGGUAAUAUUCCAAGUGGCAUUGUACUCAGACAAAUCCACGGGGACGCGCAAAAAGGCGUGCAACAAGACAUUGUACUUGAUGCACUCGUUGGCAUCACAGACGCCCCCAUUGGCAUCACAGACGCCCCCAUGCGGGUCGGCAAGAUUGAAAAAGGCCGGCGGCAACUCCGGGAUCUCCCGUAUUUCUACCCGGGUCGCUCACUAGAAUGCUCUGGGCGAUUAGGUACGGAUCGGUUCCGCUCAAAAAAUUGUAAACGGCGGGGCCAGAAGAAAGUUUGCGAUACGAUACUAUUUGAAACGACCUACCAGUAUCGCGCUAGCCAAAUCAAAACCAAUGCAGAGUCCGGCAUCCACGUGAUGCUCAAUGGUUGUGUCAAUCUCAAAACCGGCCUCCGCUUUAGCCACGGUAGAUGAGUCCAUAUUGUUUGUGUUGUCCCCACGGAGACUGAUAUCUUCAGCGCCGUCACUUGGCAAUUGAUGUCUACUCUUUCCGGAGGAUCCCAUCAAUAUUCUUGGUGAGAGUCAACUUGAUACCUAAGCGUAUGCUGCUUCAAAAGCGAGAGCAUUGCCACUAUCAAAUAGAAGUGACUAUUUCCUCCGACAUUUUGUUGAACGCAAGCGCCAAGCCAUCUCCGACGUCCAUAUCGUCUACGACAAUACCCAUAGCUUCCCCGAGGGUAAAGAGCGUGCCUCCUUCGCUAAAGCAACGAGAUAGUCUCGGAUUGUCUAAUUCGGGACCCUCGGCCAUUGGCCCGCGUCCCGCCGCUGUAUUGAUCUCGAAACGAGCACCUAUUGGAUCUGCACCGGUACGAGGAGCGUUGCCUAGUCGCUGCAAUCCUUCACCGCUUGCCGUCCUCACACCGCGUACUAUUGCGAUCCUCGAGGCUCCUUUUGUGAGGCCUCGAUUGCUCGCUUGGCCCCUACUGCAGCCGCUGGCUCCAACGACGUUAAACAGGGCCCGACCUCCUACUCUUUUGGAACAGUUCCACCCUGAUCUCCAAAAUAUCGGUUCCAACCUUUACAUUGUGUCGGCGACGGGAGGUAGGCAAGGCAACGUUGUGUUGUGCUUUCGUCACGAGCGCCAGAAACCACCGUUCGGGCCAAGAAUAUUUGCAGUUCGGGAAUUUGUGAAAAUCUUCUAUGGCAAACGUGGUGUGUGUUCACGUAAGGAACCAACGGAAGCGUCCCAUCUACCGUACCUUGGUUUGCGCAGACACCCCAGGGCGACACCCCAGUGGAACGCCAAGACGGGAAUCAAACACUAG